AAUUAAAAUCCUCUCAUUUUCCAAUCAUAUCUCACAUUUAUCACCAUGGCCGCCGCCAGCGUACUUCUCCUCUUCCUCCUCCUAGCGGCCAUGUCGCCUUCCCUCUCAUCCACCAUCCCCUCCGAGACCGCCGCCCUCCGCGCAUUCAAAUCCGCCGUGAAGCCUUCCUCCAUCCCUCCAUCCUCCUGCCUCGCCACGUGGAACUUCUCUGCCGAUCCAUGCGCCACCCCACGCAUCACCGACUUCACCUGCGGCAUCACGUGCGCCGGCGACCGAGUCGUCCAACUCACCCUGGACUCGCAAGGCUACUCAGGCACGCUCACCCCACUCCUCUCCCAACUCACUCAACUCGUCACCCUCGACCUCGGCGAGAACGACUUCCACGGCCCCAUCCCCCCUUCCAUCGCCUCCCUCCCCAAUCUCCAAAACCUAAUCCUCCGCUCCAAUUCCUUCUCCGGCCCUCUCCCGCCCUCAAUCGCCGCCGCCAAAUCCCUCCAGACGCUCGACCUCGGCCGCAACUCCAUCUCCGGCCCCCUCCCCGACCUCAGCCCGCUCCCCGCCCUCACCAGCCUCGAUCUCAGCUACAACAACCUCACCGGCCCAAUCCCCCGCCUCCCGCCCAAUCUCGUCGAAUUGGCUCUCAAGGCCAACUCGCUCUCCGGCUCACUCACCGAGACCUCCUUCGCCGAGUUGACUCACCUGAUGGUGGUCGAGCUCGCCGAGAACUCGCUCUCCGGCGCCGUGCCGUCGUGGCUCUUCCUCCUCCCGUCCGUGCAGCAGAUCGACCUCGCCAAAAACGGCAUCACGAGCGUCUCCGUCGCCGCGCCGCUGGCUGAGUCGGACUCGGACAGCGAGCUCGUGGCCGUGGAUUUGAGCUACAACAAGCUGGAGGGGCUGUUGCCGGAGAAAUUCUCCGAUUAUCCGGAGCUGCGAUCGCUGGCGCUGAGCUACAACAAGUUCGUCGGGCCGAUCCCGGGGCAGUACGGCAGGGAGGGAUCGUCGCUGCGGCGAUUGUACCUAGACGGGAACUACCUGAACGGUUCGGCGCCGCAGGGGUUUUUCUCGGGCAACGGGCAGGUGUCGGGCAGCUUCGGAGAUAAUUGCCUGCGGAGCUGUCCAUCGGCAUCGGAGCUUUGUUUGAAAUCGCAGAAAUCCGCCUUCAUUUGCCACCAAGCAUAUGCUGGGAAGUGGGAUCUAAUUGCCUAACGUAAACACUCGUGCGAAAGAUUUUAGAAUAUUGAACACUAGAUUUAUUUUCAAAUUAUACUAGUACUAUGCUUUUCGGUCAAAUUAUGGUCGUUUCAUGAGUUUUGAAAUUACAAUGGAAUAUAUAAAGAAUGAAUGGCUUGUAUUUGAUGGUGAUAAAAAAUAUUAAAAGAAUGAAAAUGUUAUUCUUUAAUAUUUCAUUUA
Molecule: messenger RNA, 1410 nt
Organism: Salvia hispanica
Lineage: Eukaryota; Viridiplantae; Streptophyta; Magnoliopsida; Lamiales; Lamiaceae
Molecular function (GO): protein binding
Source: RefSeq, a predicted model, not a curated record